CCUAACUAUCUUAAUUUAUAGUACCAUCGCUGCAGGAAUGAAUUCUCUGUCUGCUGUGAUUUUCCAAGAUUUCUUGAAACCAUACUGUCUUAAAGGAAUGUCCGAUGCAAAAUCAACGAUUGCUACAAAAGUUUUAGCUCUGUGUUUGGGCGUCUUGUGUUUGGCAGCAACAGUCGGUGCCUCGAAACUCGGUGGAAUCCUUCAAGCGGCAUUGGCUCUUUAUGGUUGUUUAUCAUCACCAAUGCUCGGGUUAUUUACUCUUGGAAUAAUCUUUCCGUGGGCAAAUGCUUGGGGAGCUCUCGCUGGAGUCUUAUCUAGUAUUUCUAUAAUGACUUGGAUCUCAGUCGGCCAUUACAGUUCGAAAGUUAGAGCAUACAUGCCACCAGUUAGCGUUGCGGGAUGUGGAAUCAAUAUUACAUCUUUAGCUGAAAAUGUCACAAUAGUGAAUAAAUCCGCAUUGCCAGAAUAUGUUUAUCCAACUGGUAUCGAAGGACUAUACAGCGUUUCGUAUCUUUGGUAUAACGUAAUGGCUUUCGCUAUUGUUAUAAUUGUGGGCCUUGCUGUCAGUUUUGCAACCGGUAAGUGUGAUAGGGUGUUGGUAAAAGUAUGUUUGUUAAUUUGUCUGUAUGUGUUAUAUAAGCAAGUUGAGGUACUUCUAAACAUUUCUGAAGUGAUGUAGAGUGCAAUAAACGUC
This is a messenger RNA of Octopus bimaculoides (California two-spot octopus), 694 nucleotides long. Its product is annotated as sodium-coupled monocarboxylate transporter 2. Gene Ontology annotation, cellular component: membrane. Gene Ontology annotation, molecular function: symporter activity. Gene Ontology annotation, biological process: sodium ion transport; transmembrane transport. Lineage: Eukaryota; Metazoa; Mollusca; Cephalopoda; Octopoda; Octopodidae. The record is from RefSeq and is a predicted model, not a curated record.